Dictyostelium purpureum is the source of this 1551-nucleotide messenger RNA. RefSeq lists its product as uncharacterized. Gene Ontology annotation, cellular component: cytoplasm; mitochondrion. Gene Ontology annotation, molecular function: ATP hydrolysis activity; ATP binding. The transcript has a single exon. Bases 1 to 1551 code for a protein of 516 amino acids. The record is from RefSeq and is a predicted model, not a curated record. Lineage: Eukaryota; Evosea; Eumycetozoa; Dictyosteliales; Dictyosteliaceae.
AUGUUUAAAAUAAUUAAAUAUAAAAACAAUAGUAACAAUCAGAAAAUAAUUAAAGAUAUUUUAUUUAAUUUUAAUAACAAAAGAUCAAUAAUAAAUAGUAAUAAUAAAAAAAAUAUAUUAAAUAAUCACGAAAAUAAUAAUUUUAAUUAUAAUAAUAAAAUUAAAAUUAAUAAUUAUUGCACCAAACCAAAUUUUACAUUUACAUCAGUUGGCAACAUUGAAAUCGAUAAUAUAAUUAAAAAAAUCGAAAAUGAACCAAAAGAAGGCCCAUUAUAUAUUUAUAAUCAAUUAGUUAAAGAUAAAAAGAUUAAAGUCGAUCCAUAUCAAAUAUCAACAGUUAAAAUAUUGCAAAACCUAUAUAACCAAUUAAAACACAAAGAUUUUUUUAAAAAUCAAGAAUUUGGAGGUAAUCAAAAUAAUACAGAGAUUUCAUUCUCAAAGUUUUUAAGUUUUUUCAACUCUCCAGCAUCGAAUGACCAUCAAAACAAAUCUAUUACUAAACUAAAUGAAAGCGAAUCAUUUAUUAAAGGAAUUUAUUUAUAUGGGGAUGUAGGGUGCGGAAAAUCAUUUUUAAUGGACUUAUUUUACAACUCAAUAGAUAUCGAAAAAAAGAAAAGAAUUCAUUUCCAUCAUUUCAUGUUGGAUGUGCACAAGAGAAUUCAUAAAUGGAGACAAACAAAGAAACCAGAUGAAGACGAUCCAAUACCACCACUCUCACGUGAACUAGUAAAGGAAUCUUGGUUGUUAUGUUUUGACGAAUUUCAAGUUACAGAUGUUUCAGACGCAAUGAUAUUAAAACGUUUAUUUAGCAAUAUGUUUGAUAUGGGUGCAAUUUUAGUAACUACAUCCAAUAGAGCACCAAGCGAUCUUUAUAAAAAUGGUUUAAAUCGUCAAUUAUUUGUUCCAUUUAUUCACUUCCUUGAAGGAAAAUGCAUUGUUCACAAUUUAAAUAGUGGGGUAGACUAUAGAUUAACUGGUACACGUACAAAAAGAGUAUAUUAUUUAUCAAAUAAACAAGAGGAUGUCCAACAAUUCACCCAUUUAUUCAAGCAGCUUACUAAAGGUGAUCCAUUAGAAUCGACCCAAAUAACCCUUUCAACUGGAAGAAAAGUUCAUAUACCAAGAAGUGCCAAUAGUUGUGCAAUUUUCGAUUUUAAAGAAUUAUGCGACACUGCCAUGGGAGCCGACGACUAUAUUGAAAUUGCAAAAAAUUUCCACACCAUCUUUUUAGAAAACAUCCCAAUGAUGAACGAAUCCACAAAAAAUCAAGCUCGUCGUUUCAUCAUCUUAAUUGAUGUCCUUUACGAACAUAAAGUAAAACUAAUUUGUACUGCCCAAUCCACACCCGGUCAAUUAUUUAUGAGCGAGGGUGGUGAUAAUAGUAAUUCUGAAGUUAGACAAUUAGCUGACGAUCUCACCUUAACUCCAGAACAACUAUCAAGAUUCAAUGGUGAAGAAGAAAGAUUUAUGUUUAGCAGAGCAGUUUCAAGAAUUGUGGAAAUGCAAUCUGACCAAUAUUUAUCAAAUUCUAUAAAUAGAAUUAAUCAUUAA